Molecule: messenger RNA, 1275 nt
Organism: Chlorella variabilis
Lineage: Eukaryota; Viridiplantae; Chlorophyta; Trebouxiophyceae; Chlorellales; Chlorellaceae
Exons: 10
Coding region: 1-1275 (424 amino acids)
Biological process (GO): protein phosphorylation
Molecular function (GO): protein kinase activity; ATP binding
Source: RefSeq, a predicted model, not a curated record
AUGGUGCAGGAGUGCGUGCUGCAGAUGUCGCCAGAUGCAGCGGGACGGUACUGCCAGGCCGACCCGCUCUGCAAGGCCUUCAUCAUGAAGAUGGAUGGAAUUUUUGGCGCGGGGCACAGCCUGGCCAUUUUCAAGCGGGACGCCAAUGCCUCGGCCAUCCUGUUCAACCCCACAGGCAAGUUCCAAUGCUUGCUGUACCUUAGAGAUGUCACAGAUCAAGCGCCGCCAGCUGACGGCGGCGGCACCGACUUGUCGGGUGGGGCGAUAGCAGGCAUAGCGGUGGGCUCAUCUGUUGGGGCGCUGGCGCUGGCUGCGCCAGCCGCCAUAGCGGUGGUGCGACGGCGCAGGUGCAGGCGCCUGCGGCAGCUCAAGCUGGCAGGAGGACCACAGCAGCUGCAGCUGCUGCAGCGCAGGACGCUCAAGUUUGUGGUCGAUCCCGCCAGCUUCACCUACUGCCGCCUGCCUGGCAGCGAGGGGCCCGUUGAGCUGGGAUCCGGCGCCAGCGGGCGUGUGCUCAAGGCGGUGUAUCGCGGCGAGGCUGUGGCGGCCAAGGAAGUGGAUGUGGGGGGCGGCGCCGCCAACCGCGAGGCCUUUGUGACGGAAGCGGUGCGGCUGCACCAGCUGCGCCAUCCGGCGGUGGUGGGGUUUGUGGGUGUGGCGCUGAGCGGCAGCCGGGGCAUCCUGCUGCUGGAGAUGUGUGAGGGGCGGGACCUUGCGCUCAACCUGCGGGCGGCGGGCGGCUCAGGGCAGCGCGUGUUUGGCUGGCACCGGCGGGGCAAGCGGGCGGCAUUUGACCUGGCCCGAGCCCUCAACUACCUGCACAGCCAGGUCCUGCUAACCUCCAGUGGCGCCGCCAAGCUUGGUGAUGUGGGCCUGGCACGGCUGCAGACGCGCACCACGCUGUCAGACCUGCCGCUCAUUGGCACCUACGCCUGGGUGGCCCCGGAGGUGCUCAUGGGCGGCCAGAACUGCACCUCCGCGGUGGACAUCUUCUCGUUUGGAGUGGUGCUUUGGGAGAUUGUGACGGGGGAGCGGCCGCGGCGUGGCAGCCUGCGUCCACCGGCGGUGCCCCGGGAGUGCCCAGCAGAGGUGGCAGAUCUCAUCCGCCGCUGCACCAGCCCCGACCCCGCAGCGCGCCCCACAGCCCAGCAGGCCAUGGAGCAGCUGGGGGCGAUGCUGCGGCGCAGCAGUGGCAGCUUGGAGUGGCAGCCGGCUAGAGCAGUGGCUGAGUGCGCGAGUCGUGACCCAGAAAUGAAAAAGUGUGAACCAAAGUGA